CGCAUUUUGCAUCCUUUGAGCGGGACAGCGUUUGUUUAGCUAAUGCUAAUGCUAAAAGUUGCUUGUUUCUUUUUACUUAACAGACAUGGCGUUUCACAUGGACGCUGACUUACCACCUGGUCUUGCGUGUCUCAAAAAUGUUGAUACCCUGCUUCGGUGUCCCAUUUGCUUUGACUUUCUCAACAUUUCCAUGAUGACUAAAUGCUCCCAUAACUUUUGCUCCUUGUGCAUCAGGAAAUUCUUUUCCUAUAAGUUGCAGUGCCCUGUUUGCAAUGUGGAAGCAACAGAGCAAGAUUUAAGAAACAACCGUUUACUGGAUGAAUUGGUCAUAAGCUUUCAAACUGCAAGGCAGCAGUUGUCAAAAACAACUUUUGAGUCUCCCCCAAUAUCACCGAAGACUCCGGCAUCAACUGUCAAAUGCAAGACUCCCAGAGAAAAGGGCCAGAAGACUAACAGCUCUGUUUUGAGUCACUUUUUCCAAAAGAAGCCCAAAGUAUCACCUUGCAAAAAACCUGAGCAAGAUACCAGUCUGUACGUGAAGGAAGAGCCAAUGGAUGUAGAGGCGGUGCCUGUCUACAGUUUGAUCCCAGUCAAAAAAGAGGAUACAGACUUGUGUAGUAUUGGAGAUGAAACAGCGCAUUCCUCAACACCAUUAAAAGACAGAAAGCCUACUGUCAAAGUGGAGUGUCCUGUCUGUUCUGUGAAUGUGCCACAGAAUUUCAUAAACAAGCAUCUGGACACAUGCCUCACCAGAGGAGAGAAAAAGGGCAGCUUAAGAGGCGCCGUUGAAAGCAGAAGACAUCCAUUGCCCAAGCUUGUAUACAACCUGCUUUCCAUGCAGGAACUUAAGAGAAGGCUCAAACAGUGCCAUCUCUCGGUGCAGGGUUCUCGAGACCAGUUAAUCAAAAGGCACCGGGAGUUUGUCCACAUUUAUAACUCUCAGUGUGACUCUCUCAACCCCAAAUCAGCUGAAGCCAUAGCCAAAGAAGUGGAGGCCAAUGAGAAGAUCAGGAAUCAAUUGAUGGGGAAAGCAAAACCUGUCCUGGUUUUCUCGAAGAACCAGUCAGAGAAGGAGAUUGAUGAAAUGCAUUCAAAUUAUAGGAAGCAGCACAGCAGCGACUUCUCCCGUCUGAUUGCCCAGGUCCGAGGUCGCCUGGAAACAAAAAGGCAGACUUGUAUGAAAAGGGAAACAAAUGAUGAGGAGAGUGAACACACUACACGCUCUGCAGAUGACAUGACGGACUCAAAGAGCUCCUUAGUGCUGAAGUUAGAAGACAGAGCAGCUGAUGAGGAGCCAGCUUCAAGAGAGAUUUUACUGUCAUCCAGCCCUACAUAUAGUGAUGUGUCUAUCAGCAGAGAUCCAGAGAAGACUUUGGUCCAAGAGGUACCAUCCAGUCUCAGACGAGCGGGUGCAUCUUUGUCACCUGCCAGUGGAAAACGACGCCGUAAAACAUAAGGAGAGAUAAAAAAAAAACCACACACAUGGAAGGAGAUGGAGACCUUGCCUUCUAAAUCGAUACUAAUAAAAGUUUGACUGACUUUGGUGUAGAUCAUAAAGUGACUGAUUUGCACAUUUUUCUGCAUUCCUUUGUAAUAUCACACAGUUGCACUGUUUGUGUAUCAUAGAAUGAAUAUUUGUUUUUUGGGGGGGUUUCUGUACUUUUAGUAGUGUUGUGGUCCAGAAUGAUGUGGCCUUCAGUGUUUUUUCAGGCCUGAGUCUACCUCAGAAGAUUUAAAUCUGUCCUUGAACAACACUGGUGGACAGGAUUUAGUGUCUGUAAAUCUAGACGCUACGUAUAAAAGUAGAAAAUCUGCAGUGAGCGUCCUUGUUAAUAUCAAGUAUUGCUGCUGGUUUCCCUAUAUAUUGUGUCUUUUUUUAAUUUUAUUGUCUUUGAUGAAUUUUCUAUUUUUAUGAACUUCAAUUUAAACUAAAAUAAAUACACUAGUUUGAGCACUUUUUAA
Molecule: messenger RNA, 1962 nt
Organism: Sphaeramia orbicularis (orbiculate cardinalfish)
Lineage: Eukaryota; Metazoa; Chordata; Actinopteri; Kurtiformes; Apogonidae
Gene: rad18
Product: RAD18 E3 ubiquitin protein ligase
Exons: 12
Coding region: 86-1456 (456 amino acids)
Biological process (GO): DNA damage tolerance; protein monoubiquitination
Cellular component (GO): nucleus; Rad6-Rad18 complex
Molecular function (GO): single-stranded DNA binding; ubiquitin protein ligase activity
Source: RefSeq, a predicted model, not a curated record